CGACUUCGGAAUUAACACACCCAAUCAUCCGUAUUGUAGUUGCACAGUAGCUCGGCCAGGUCGGGAUUUCCCAGCUACACUGUCACAGUUUCCCAUCAGCAGUGCUAAUAAUAAUAAUAAUCAGAAAGCUUCGCUAAUUAUUAUUUACAAUGGCGCGCAAGCGUCUCGUGCUCGUCACAGGCAUCAACGGUUACAUCGCCGCACACACGGCAGCAGCCCUUUUCAAGGACGGAUACGCUGUUCGGGGCACUGUGCGUGCGAGGACGGCGAACGUCGAGAACCUUGUCCGCAAGCUCAAUGAGUACCACGAUGGAGACAGACUGGAGCUGGUGGAAAUUCCCGACAUCAGCGCCGAUGGAGCUUUUGACCGCGCCGUGGAUGGCGUCCAAGCGAUAGCUCACAUCGCGAGCCCUGUAUCCACGACCGAGACAGACCCGGCACCCAUGAUGCGGGCCGCUGUCCAGGGAACCACCUCCCUUUUGUCCUCGGCCCUUGUCGAGGCUAGGAAGAGAUCUGGGAAAGACGCGCUUAAGUCGGUGGUGUUCAUGUCUAGCAUGAGUGCCGUAUUCUCCCCGAACAGGCCAGCAGGACACGUCUUUACCGAAAGCGACUGGAAUGACGUCGCUGAGGAGGAACUCCGCAGGCUGGGAACAAGCGCGCCCGGGUACACCUUUCACCAGGCGAGCAAGACGGCUGCUGAGAGAGCGUUCUGGAAAUAUGGGAAGGAGACCGGGGUCGAGUUCGCUAUGACGAGCCUAUGCCCUGCGCCGGUGUUUGGGCCGCCGCUGUACCUCCCCGAACCUAUCUCGAGUCUUAGCAUUCGAAUCAAAGAAGUUUACGACAUCUUCGAGGGGGGCCCCAUACCCGAGUUUUCCCCCAUCCGAAGCACCUUCAUCGACGUGCGCGACGUGGCCGAGCUGGUCCUCAGGGUCUUUGAGCAGCACGGCGAGCAGCCGGGUGCUCGUAACCGGUAUGUGCUAACUGCACAGCCACCGAUAUCUCCCCAGCAAAUCGCCGACGUACUGCGGGAGAGCUUUCCGGAGAGGCGAGAGAAGAUCGGGGAAGGGAAUCCUGGGGAGAGGUAUCCCCGUAUGACCUGGAAAUUUGACUCGAGCAAGGCGGCAUCACUGCUUGGUAGGGAAUGGAUUGGAUUUCGCCAGAGUGUGGUCGAUAGUGCAAAGGCUUUCCUCGGCGCAAAAUCUGUUUGAGAAAACCUUAUCAAACUUGGCCGGGGGGAACGAUCUCCGCUAGUUGGGUUGAUGAACCCAGAGUUCCCACGUCCCAGGGAAAUGGAAGAUAGAGAUGGAAGAGUGCGACAACAUGCAAUGCAAAGGGGCUGCACAAGACUCUCAGCAGGUUGGCGGCCACUGUGGCAGGAUAGUCGACAUUGACCUGUUCUUUGACCGAGGUUUUGCCUCUGCUUCGGCUCAACCUAACCUUAG
This is a messenger RNA of Thermothelomyces thermophilus ATCC 42464, 1442 nucleotides long. RefSeq lists its product as uncharacterized. Lineage: Eukaryota; Fungi; Ascomycota; Sordariomycetes; Sordariales; Chaetomiaceae. The record is from RefSeq and is a predicted model, not a curated record. Gene Ontology annotation, molecular function: oxidoreductase activity, acting on the CH-OH group of donors, NAD or NADP as acceptor. Bases 150 to 1208 code for a protein of 352 amino acids. The transcript has 3 exons.